Molecule: messenger RNA, 4352 nt
Organism: Aricia agestis (brown argus)
Lineage: Eukaryota; Metazoa; Arthropoda; Insecta; Lepidoptera; Lycaenidae
Gene: IA-2
Product: receptor-type tyrosine-protein phosphatase N2
Exons: 23
Coding region: 318-3377 (1019 amino acids)
Biological process (GO): protein dephosphorylation
Cellular component (GO): secretory granule
Molecular function (GO): protein tyrosine phosphatase activity
Source: RefSeq, a predicted model, not a curated record
CCCGGCGGCAGUUUGUACACAGUAACACAACUACUUGGGUGUUUACAAGGGGUAAAUAAAUUGAAAACAAGGGGAUAAUUUGCAGAAAACGAGGGACUAAUUAUUAGCAAAUUAGGGGCGAAGAUAUAAAAGUUUUUAAUUUUUUUUACCUAUUUUAUGUUGUCGCUGACAAGUUAAAUGGGUUAUGCAUCUUAUCUUGUGGGCGAGUGAAUGAACCGGAUCGAUACAGCGCAGUGCGCAGGUCCCUUCAGCUGGCCGACAUUACAGUCUACAGUGAUAAGUGAUAUGUUACCAAACCGCUGCCUCUAAACGAUGUAAUGUCCCGUGUAUGCGGGCGGCAAGGUCUGUGGGCGCUGGCACUAUUGUGCCUGCUGGCGCCCUCACAUGCCGAUGGUAACAUAGGCUGUUUGUUCAGCCAGUCUCUGUGCAUUGAGGGCGUGGAGUGGUGUUACGAUGAUUUCGCCUUCGGCAAAUGUAUACCGAUAUACGACAACGAUCCAGAGGAAGGAUCACUCUAUCAAUAUGACAUGAGUUCCACCCAGCUGCAAUGGUUCGAGAGGCAGCUGCAGCAGCUGGCCUCGCGCGGGUACCGCUGGGAGCACGCCUACACUCAGUGCGUGCUGCAGAGCAUGCUGUAUGCUCUACGUCAUCAUCUAAAUCCGGCAAAUGUGAAUUCAAAACUUUGUGAUCAUUUCGUCGAUCCAAAGUUGAACACAGAUGCUCCGGAAGAGAAUGUGGAUGAAGAAAUUGACCCAGACUCAACAGCUUUUGUUCGAUUCACUCCAAAUAAUGCACGAAUCGACACAGACUUUGCAAAUGAAGUUUACAGCCCACCUUUGGAACCAGAGGAAGACCCUGCAUCAUUUUUAAUUCCUAAUGUACCCAUAAUUAAAACUGAAGAAGACCCCGAUAUUGAAGAAACUCCAAGUGAUAAGCUAAGAGAUUUAUUAAUGAUGGGAGAGGUAGACGAAUCUCCUGUAAUAGCACCUUUUGAAGGAUUUAGAGAACGUAUGCGGGAAGAAAAUUUAAGAAAUCAAGAUGUAAAAGAUGAGUUUAGCGAUGAAUUAGCAGACAAAGAAAAGAAAUCUUUGUUACCGAAAUCUGAAAAUGAAAAACCAAGCAAUGAAAUUGAGGAAGAGCGCUUAGGUGCUCAUUUUCGUAAAUCAAAAGUAAAACCCUACACCGCUGAAUAUCUCACAGCCAAUAGAUUUUCACCUUUGGACGAAGAAGUUCGUUCGAACGCACUAGAAAAAUACAAACAGAGUUUCGCUGAAAAGAAUUUUCCUUUCGAAUAUGAGAACCCCGGUGAAAUCCAAGAGCAGCGUAUUUACUUUGAUGAAGAUGGCGCAGAAGAAUUUCCACUAGAUGCUGGAAGUGGAGAAUUGGAUCCUUACCACUUGAAAGAUGACAAGCCUCCUAAUUCCAAAAAUUUGGAUUAUUUAAUGAAUUAUUGGCGGGAAAUUGUAGAUUCCAAGCUGAAACCACAGGAAGCACUGUACGCUGAAGGAGGACCUUUGGAAGCAGAAAAUAUUCAAGGUGAAAAUUCCAAAUUUUACUUAUCAGAAGAUUUACAAGAUAUGCUUAAUAGAGAGUGGGGCUUUAUGCGUAGGGAAAGAGAUGAUGUUAAAAAGCCUGGGCCGCGUCUGGACGCAAAGACUUUAAAGAUAUUGUACAGCAAUAAAUCGGUGACAGGUCAAGAACCGGUAGUUAUCGAAAAUGUCAGGAGUAACAACGAUCAUAAUCAUAACGAUUACGAUUACGACCCAUCUUAUGCUUACGUUAAGUUUCAAGACAGGUUCUUGAAGAACUGGGAAAAAGGAAUAUCGUUUAUCACCAAACUUGAAGAGAUGCUUGGAUUAGAAAAGGACACAUUUACUAAUCCAAGAGUUGAUCCAAGUGAAGUAACAUUUAGAGUUGAAAAGAAUAACAAGGGCUACGAUGCAGCUGAAGUAGCAAGACAAAUUGACACUAUAAAGGAACAAGUGCGAAGAGAAACAGGUGCACUUAUAAAAUCUACUGGCGUUGGUGAUCGAAGCAAGUACCCAGUAGUACGUCACACUGACAUGUCAGAGCCACAGCUGUUUGGACUGGACCUGCCAGUGCUACUGGCGUUGACGGGCAGCUUGACUGUGCUGAUCGUGGGUGCGGUGGUAUUCGCUAUACUGCUCAAACGCGAUAUGGCUGCCAAGAGGAAGCUGCAGGGUCUAGCUUCGGCUGCUGACAUUGAUGCUGAAGCAACCAGAGAUUACCAGGAGCUCUGUCGUGCACGAAUGUCAGGCAAAUGGUCUGGUCAGCAGACGGCGGCGCCGCACCCGGCGGAGCCUCCGCAGCGCAUCACCUCCCUGUCCAGGGAACCAGAUGGGAACUCCCCCUCGACAAGAUCCAGUACAUCCUCUUGGAGCGAGGAACCAGCGCUGACCAAUAUGGACAUAUCAACAGGACACAUGGUCCUUGCUUACAUGGAAGACCACCUCCGGAAUAAAGAUCGUCUGGAGCAGGAAUGGCGGGCUCUCUGCGCGUAUGAGGCGGAGCCCUGCGCCACCACCGCUGCCCUAAAGCCAGAGAACACGGGCAAGAAUAGAUACAACGACAUCCUACCAUACGACCACUCCAGGGUCACCUUGAACACUCUGAGCAACCAUCUCGGCUCGGACUAUAUCAACGCUUCUACUAUUACGGACCACGACCCCCGGAACCCCGCGUACAUCGCAGCGGCGGGACCCUUAGCGCACACUGCGCCCGACUUCUGGCAGAUGGUGUGGGAGCAGGGCAGCGUCGUCACCGUCAUGCUGACCCGCCUCACCGAGAACGGCCAGCAGCUCUGCCAUCGCUACUGGCCCGAGGAGGGCUCCGAGCUCUACCACAUCUACGAGGUGCACCUGGUGAGCGAGCAUAUCUGGUGCGACGACUACCUGGUGCGGUCCUUCUACCUGAAGAACCAGCGCACCGGGGAGACGCGCACCGUCACCCAGUUCCACUUCCUCUCGUGGCCCGACAACGGCGUGCCCGCUAGCACCAAGGCGCUGCUGGAGUUUAGGAGGAAAGUGAAUAAGUCAUACCGCGGUCGAUCAUGCCCGAUUGUAGUCCACUGCAGCGACGGAGCGGGCCGCACGGGCACGUACUGCCUCAUCGACAUGGUGCUGAACCGCAUGGCGAAGGGCGCCAAGGAGAUCGACAUCGCGGCCACGCUCGAACACAUCCGCGACCAGCGCCCGCGUACUGUGGCCACCAGGCAGCAGUUCGAGUUCGUACUUAUGGCCGUCGCUGAGGAGGUUCACGCGAUCUUAAAGGCCCUCCCAGCUCACCUGCAACAGCUGCAGGAGAAAAAGGAAAAAGAAAAGGAAAAGGACAGCACCGACAAGGACAAACCUAACUAAUGCACACGGCUUUUGCUAACGAUUUUGUUACUUAGUUGUAAGCGACAUGGCUCUAGAGUACCAAAUAUUAGAAUAGACCUUUUAGUUACACCACAUUGUUUCAUCACAGUCACCGAUUAUUUACUUGAGUAUAAUAAUAUAAUAUUGCUUUUCAUGUAGAAGAUGACAGUCUCAAAGAUAUAUUAUAUCCAAUUUUUAGAGACUUUAGACUCGGAUUGUUUAAAUCUUAUGCUUUGUCUGCGAUGUUGUUUACUUAAAUGUUUAUAUUACAUAUUAUUGUCGUAUUAUAUUUAAUGUUGUAUAAUCGAAAAUUGAAGACUUGUAAGUCAUGUUGAUGUUAAUAGUGUCUAAAUAACGUUUCAAAAACUUUACUUCACUUUGAAUUCAACACUGAUGAAAAUGGUCAAUUCGAUGGUGUCUAAACUUUACUUUUAGCGUUUUACAACUUAUUUAUCCGGCAGGAGUGUUUUGUAUCUAUAUAAGAUAUCUUUUCGACCAUCACCUCCAUCUAGAGAGAUUUCCUAGCAAGAUUUCUUUUGUAAAAAGAUUAUUUUGUCAUCUAGUCCUCGUUAACUAUAUCAAACUUUUUAAAACGUACUUAAUUAAGUAUCAUUGUACGUCUUAAGUAUUGCAUAUUUCCUGAUUCCUAUACUCUCACGAACACUUUAGGUGGCCAUAUUUUUAUGAAGCUUAACAUUUUGCCAAACUAACAAGUUGCGUCUUUCUAAUCAUAUCCUGAUAACGGAAUACCUGAGAAGAUAAUCACGUAAAGAAGACCUAAUAUUUACAAUCUGUAGAAUACAACCUACUAUAGAACUAUCGAUGUAUAAGAUUUAUAUAUUUAUUGCAAACUAAAUGAAAAAAAUGUAAAAAAAAUAUUACUUACUACAAAAGAAACCAUUGUAGUUUUAGAUUUUAAGAGAAAAUAUAUUUAACCGUAUUUCUGUAUGAAAUUAUAUGUAGUUUUUAUGUGGA